AUAAUCAAAACAAACUCGGUGUCCGACAGCGAGGCUUCCCUAGCAACUAGUGUAAAGGUUUUAAAAAACUACGGACGAACAAAGCCUAAACCUCGACCUCUCUACUACGUCACGCAUUGCAAAAUAAUUAGAGUUGUGCAGUUCAGCAAAAAUCACGUCAGAAAUUGACUAUCGGAUAACCCUAUAAGCGAAGACCGACGAAGGUAAAUAAAUAAAAAAAUAAAACAUGGCCUACUAUCAGCAAGGGUAUCAACAGCCUGGCGGCUAUCAGCAGGGCUAUCAGCCACAACAGAUGUAUCAGCAGUAUCAGCAGCCCAGCCAACAGUACGGCAACUACGGCGGAUACUUCCAGCAGAACGUGUUCUCUGUCAACGCAUGGCAGGCAUUCCAAUUCGGUUCACAAGAUGACCUGUGGCACGUGUUUAACGCUGAGAUGUCCAAGAACCCAGCAGACAUGCACAGACAGGCGAUCCAGGCCGAGGACCUGAUGAACAUCAUGAACAACUGCCAGACCAUCCGUAACUACUUCAGGAUCCACUGGAGCAGGGAGUUAUGCAGCAUCAUGUUAUCAAUGUUGGAUCGAUCCGGAGACGGGUUCAUGCAGUGGAACGAGUUCAUGGAGCUGCAGCAGUGCUUGGUGGCGUGGUUCCGUGUAUUCCAGCAGUACGACAGCGACAGGUCAGGGUUCAUUGAGGCCAACGAACUGGUCAACGUUAUCACCAACCUGUACGGUUACCGGAUCACCCCACAGGCCACGGAGACGAUCCUGAAGCGCUACUCCCGCGUGCUGCCGCGAGGGGGUGGGGAGGCGUGUCUGUGCGCCUUCGAUGAUUUCGUGUCAGUCAGCGUGAGACUCAGGGCCUACACAGACGCUUUUAGGAAAAGAGACGCCAUGUUGCAUGGCCAGGAGACGGGAAACUGCACGUUCCAGUACGAUGACUUUUUGAGGUGUGUGAUGUGUCUGUGAGGGGACCGGAAUCUGGUGAAUGCUCAUUGUGAGGGGACCGGAAUCUGGUGAAUGCUCAUUGACAAAGUUUAUUUUUCACUUUACAUACAAAUCCUACCUGUUAAUGAUGUGUUAAUUGCUAUUGUCUUAUGCGUGAUACUGAACUGGAAGUUCCCUUACCUUGUUUUCUUCAUGCAACCGUAUUUAUAGUAUACCAAACAAUAUGGUAUACCCAACAUAAUGUGAUAAAAACCAUCACUUCAAUAUAAUUUUUUUCAGUCAGCCAAACAAUUAAACACAUUUUUUACAGUAUAGUUCAUAUUCAUGCAUUGUGUGUUUGUCAUUGUUUUAACGGGUGUAUGUAUAUACAGUUUGUUGACAUAGUUCUGGAGGCGAUUUUAUUUUUGAACCUACAAUCACAAUUUUGCUUAUAUGUACUUGUACAUGGCUGUUAUAAUCUGCAUGUUUAUAUUUCUUUAUCUUUGCUUAUACAUGUAUGGUUAUGUACAUCAAUGUUUCCCCGUUCUUUUGUUCUCAAUAUUGUAUAUACUUUGUUCCAUCGAUAAAAAAACAAUACCAAAGACCACUCAAA
Messenger RNA from Magallana angulata, 1538 nucleotides. RefSeq names its product sorcin-like. Gene Ontology annotation, molecular function: calcium ion binding. Bases 227 to 967 code for a protein of 246 amino acids. NCBI's taxonomy places the organism in Eukaryota, Metazoa, Mollusca, Bivalvia, Ostreida, Ostreidae. The record is from RefSeq and is a predicted model, not a curated record. The transcript has 9 exons.